AUGCCGACGGUGAACUCCAAUUCGUACGUCCACGGGAACCACAACGCGCCUCCGCCUCCGCCCCAGUCGACACAACACUACGGAGCCCACGGGCACUCGUUUCAAUACUCGCAAUGUACCGGGCGCCGCAAAGCCCUGCUGAUCGGCAUCAACUACUUCAACCAGCGAGGCCAGCUCAGGGGGUGUAUCAAUGAUGUCAGAAACAUGUCGGCCUAUCUCGUGGAAAACUAUGGUUACAAGCGCGAGGACAUGGUCAUCCUCACGGACGACCAGCAAAACCCCAUGAGCCAGCCGACCAAGCAGAACAUUUUGAGGGCCAUGCACUGGCUCGUCAAGGAUGCCCGGCCAAACGACUCGCUUUUUUUCCACUACUCCGGUCACGGUGGGCAAACAAAAGACCUCGACGGCGACGAGGAGGAUGGCUACGACGAGGUGAUCUACCCCGUCGACUUCCGCCAAAACGGCCACAUCACCGACGACGAGAUGCACCGCAUCAUGGUGCGCCCCCUGCAGGCGGGCGUCCGCCUCACGGCCAUCUUCGACUCGUGCCACUCCGGCACCGCCCUCGACCUUCCCUACAUCUACUCCACCCAGGGCAUCCUCAAGGAGCCCAACCUCGCCAAGGAGGCCGGCCAAGGCCUGCUCAGCGCCGUGUCGGCGUACAGCCGCGGCGACCUCGGAGGCGUUGCCAACAACAUCAUGGGCUUCUUCAAGAAGGCCAGCGGCAGCGAGGACGCCUAUGCGAGGACAAUGGCUAUCAAGACAUCGCCCGCGGAUGUCAUCAUGUUUUCGGGGAGCAAAGACGACCAGACCUCCGCCGACGCGACCAUCGCCUCGCAAGCGACCGGCGCCAUGUCCUGGGCAUUCAUCACUGCCCUCAAGAAGAACCCGCAGCAGAGCUACGUGCAGCUGCUCAACAGCAUCCGCGACGAGCUGCAGACCCGGUACACCCAGAAGCCCCAGCUCUCGUGUAGCCAUCCGCUCGAACCAUAUGGAUUAUGA
Thermothielavioides terrestris NRRL 8126 is the source of this 1002-nucleotide messenger RNA. Its product is annotated as caspase-like protein. The transcript is spliced from 4 exons. NCBI's taxonomy places the organism in Eukaryota, Fungi, Ascomycota, Sordariomycetes, Sordariales, Chaetomiaceae. Gene Ontology annotation, biological process: proteolysis. The record is from RefSeq and is a predicted model, not a curated record. Gene Ontology annotation, molecular function: cysteine-type endopeptidase activity. The coding region runs from base 1 to 1002 and encodes 333 amino acids.